Messenger RNA from Paramisgurnus dabryanus, 2792 nucleotides. It is a transcript of the gene syt6b, whose product is annotated as synaptotagmin VIb. Gene Ontology annotation, biological process: calcium-ion regulated exocytosis. Gene Ontology annotation, cellular component: plasma membrane; exocytic vesicle. NCBI's taxonomy places the organism in Eukaryota, Metazoa, Chordata, Actinopteri, Cypriniformes, Cobitidae. Gene Ontology annotation, molecular function: phosphatidylserine binding; clathrin binding; calcium ion binding. The record is from RefSeq and is a predicted model, not a curated record.
CUCAUUCUGAGGGAAGCUUGCGGGAAGACAGGAGCCGUGUUGAAGCAGGGAGUGUUAAAAACUGCAUGAAAGCGAGUUUAAGUGGAAAUAGCAGAAGUUAAAGAGGAGAAACUCUCAGUGACAUUUCUUUCAGUCUCCUGCUGCUUGUAUUUGUGGUGUUCAGUUUGGCCCUGCUGGGUCUCAUCAGCGUCGCCACCUGGAAGCUGUGCUGGGUGCCCUGGCGCAGCAAAGCACUUUCCUCCAGUGCCACCGCCCUUGCCCCCACCCAACCAGAGAGAGGCCAACACAGAGAAGGUCACGGUGACUACUGCCCACCCUUCAUAGACAUCAUGGCAGCAGGCAAGUUGAAGGACCCUGGGAACUUUCUGGAGGCGGCAGUGAAGAUCAGUCAUACGUCGCCAGAUAUCCCCGCAGACGUGCAACUGUCCAUGAAGGAUCAUCUGCUGAGGCGUACACGCAUCUCACGACAGACAACAGAACCGACCUCCUCUAACAGGCACAGUUCCUUCAAGAAGCACCUCCCCAGACAGAUGCACCAUGUGACCAGCCUGGACCGUGGAAGUGAGUUUUUGGAUGUAGAGGACCAUCCCACAUGCACCGCGGCCUCUCUUGGGCGCAUCCAACCGGAACUCUACAAACAGAGCACAGUGGAGGCAGAAGAGUCAUCCAAAAACGACUCUGGUAAAACAUGUGGCAAGAUCAACUUCUCCCUCAAGUACGAUUAUGAGGGAGAGUUCCUCCUUGUCACCAUCGUCAAGGCUUUCGACCUACCUGCUAAGGAUCUGUGCGGCAGCUCGGAUCCCUACGUCAAGAUCUACCUGCUGCCCGACCGUAAGCGGAAAUUCCAGACACGGGUCCACCGCAAGACGCUCAACCCCACGUUUGACGAAACCUUCCAGUUCCCCGUCCCAUACGAGGAGCUGGGCUCCAGAAAGCUCCACUUGAGCGUGUUUGACUUUGACCGCUUCUCACGACACGACAUGAUCGGGGAGGUGAUUCUGGAAAAUCUUUUUGAAGUUUCAGACCUCUCCCGGGAGACUUCGGUCUGGAAAGACAUUCAAUACGCUACCACCGAAAGUGUGGAUUUGGGAGAGAUAAUGUUCUCUCUUUGCUACUUGCCAACUGCAGGGAGACUCACACUUACUGUCAUCAAAUGUAGAAAUCUCAAAGCCAUGGAUAUUACUGGUUAUUCAGAUCCAUACGUGAAGGUGUCACUAAUUUGCGAUGAAAGACGCUUGAAAAAAAAGAAGACGUCCAUAAAAAAGAAUACAUUGAACCCGGCAUAUAACGAGGCGAUCAUCUUCGACAUCCCUCCGGAGAAUAUGGACCAAGUCAGCUUGCACAUAUCAGUUAUGGAUUAUGAUCUAGUCGGACACAAUGAGAUCAUUGGAGUCUGUCGUGUAGGAAUCCAUGCUGAGGGACUGGGCAGAGACCACUGGAAUGAGAUGCUAGCUUACCCUCGAAAACCCAUCGCUCACUGGCAUUCACUUGUAGAGCCCAAGAAGUCAGAAAAGGAGUGGAAAACUCGCACAGCAAGCUUUGACAGUCAGGGUUCUUGUCCCUCUCCCAGACUUCCCUCCAGUCCAUAAGGGAGGGAAAGACUCUCUCUGCGUCUUAACACGAGCCAAGGAUCUCCCAGGAAGCAACGGUGAGAUUCAGAUAUGUCCUAAGACAGUGUGAUACAACAUGUGUGGACAUAUAUCAUGGAGGAAAGAUGAUGCAGACUUCAUGCGUAUAGUGAAACUGAGCCUAGCCAAGUUAUUGUAUAGCUUUUCGGUGUUCGGAUUGAAGUGUUGCUGUAUUGCUCUGGGUAAAUCUACAACCCACAGAGAGUUUGAUUAUUACACUUCAAGAUGAAUUUAAGUAUAACAGGAAAAUUUUGGAUGUUUUUGUUAUUGAAUAAUUGGUAAAUGUACAGUAUGAUAUAUUUUCCUUGACAUUAUAGUAAUAUGAAGAUAUAGUUUAUUAUAUACUGUAUUUAGCCAUAACUUAUGAUUCUUUUUGUCUCUUUGAAAAUAAAAUACAUGAGAUUUAUAAGACCUUAACUUAUUAUUAGAUUAUUGUUUACAGAGAUAUUCCAUUGAUCUUCCUUUUAUUUUGGUGAAAUAUAGUGAAAUUGUUCUGCUACCAAAAAAGAUAAAUGCCAAGAGUAUCUUGUCUACAUAAAACUCAUUAUUAGUGUAUAAAUCGCUUUAUUUUGGUUUGCUGAGAUUUAAAGGCAUAGUUCACCUAAAAAUUAAAAUUCUGUCAUAAUUUUGUCAUCCUCGUGUUGUUUUAAACCUGUAUACAUUUAUUUUUUUUGAUGAGCACAAAAUAAGAUAUUUUGAUAGACGAUGGUAAACACAGAGCUGAUUGUAACCAUUGACUUCCAUAGUAUGAAAAACAAAUACAAUGGAAUUCAAGGGGUACUGUCAACUGUGUGCUAACCAUCAUUUAUUAAAGGGGUCAUAUUAUGAGAUAUUUUAAAGAUUUAAAAUAAAUUUUUGCUGUCCCCAGAGUGUGUAUGUAAUGUUUUAGCUCAAAAUAGCAUAUAAAAAAAUUAUUAUAGCAUGUUAAAAUCGCAAAUUUGUAGGCCUGAGCAAAAGUGUGCCGUUUUUGGGUGUGUCCUUUAAAUUGCAAAUGAGCGGAUGAAAUGCAAACACUGAUCACAAUGAUGGUGGUUUGUUGUAAUUGAAACUCAAUUGUGCUGUCAAGUCCAUCUUUUCUCCUUCUUUCUCUCUGCACUUAAUGGCAGUGCUGUGGUUGGAUAGUGCAGAUUAAGGGGGCGGUAUUAUUGUAAUUCACCUUGCUAC